AUGGAUCUUCCAGGCGCAUCCAGCGCUGAUAAGAAGCGCAACAAGCUCGGCUACCACCGCACCUCUGUCGCCUGUGUGCAUUGUCGCCGGCGCAAGAUCCGAUGCCUGGUAUCCGCAGACGACACCCAGGGCCGCUGCGAGAACUGCAUCCGUUUGCGCAAAGAAUGCCAUUUCUAUCCUGUUGACCAGCAGCCGCCGACUGAGAAGAAGCAUUCCCGGCCAGGCUCCAAGCUAGAGUCCUCACUCGAUCCUACUGCAUCAUCGUCGCCUCCUGGACUGCCGUCCGGCUCGAUGGAUCCCACCGACAUGUACACCUACUCCAUCCCCAUGCACUCGACUCCGGACAUGGCGGGCUUCCAUCCUGCCAGUUUCCCGGCAAACCCCAUGGGUCCUUUUACUCCAGACGGCGUCGCCCAUCCAGACAUGAUGUCGGGCCAGACAAUCGACCCUAGCGCGUCGUGGGACGCUUCGGCCGCCCACCGCAUAUCCCCCGUUAUGUGGACACAGGGCCAGGUCGUAUCAUCUCUCCCGACAGCGUCCCCGAUUGCCGGGAUGCCAGGCCAGCCGCAGAUGAUGGCCGCGGGCCCUUCUCCCUACGCCACGGUGCAGCCCGACGGAACGUUAUGGCCGGGGCCUCUGCAGCGCUCCAUGACCGUUCCCACGCAGCAAGACCUUGGAUCGCCGUUUCCUAGCCCGGGGGCGUUUCCGCAGAAUAUACCGCCCGAACUCAAACGUCGAAUGACUAGUCCAGCGCAGGCGGUUGGCCCUAUCGCGACACCAUCUCCCAUGCAAAGUCCAUCACCGGGUAGUCUACAGGUGCCUGUCACUUAUACCGGGCAGCCGAUGGCAUACCGGCAGUGGAGUGGAAUGGGCGCCAUGCCCAUGGACGGCAGCGGCUAUCCGAUGUUCUCUCCUGGCCAAGUGCCCAGCAAUUUCCCCAUGAACCACCACCCUUCGUCGGGGCCAUAG
Molecule: messenger RNA, 969 nt
Organism: Talaromyces rugulosus
Lineage: Eukaryota; Fungi; Ascomycota; Eurotiomycetes; Eurotiales; Trichocomaceae
Exons: 3
Coding region: 1-969 (322 amino acids)
Biological process (GO): regulation of DNA-templated transcription
Molecular function (GO): zinc ion binding; DNA-binding transcription factor activity, RNA polymerase II-specific
Source: RefSeq, a predicted model, not a curated record